Messenger RNA from Centropristis striata (black sea bass), 2233 nucleotides. RefSeq names its product transmembrane protein 30Aa (gene cdc50aa). Bases 233 to 1345 code for a protein of 370 amino acids. The record is from RefSeq and is a predicted model, not a curated record. Gene Ontology annotation, cellular component: plasma membrane; endoplasmic reticulum; Golgi apparatus. Gene Ontology annotation, biological process: phospholipid translocation. Lineage: Eukaryota; Metazoa; Chordata; Actinopteri; Perciformes; Serranidae. The transcript is spliced from 7 exons.
CUAUUAGCUCAGAAGCUUCCGGCUUCUUUCUCUUCGAUGAGAUUAACAAGACAGUAAAAAGCAAUACUACAAUGAGUACAUAUUUGGAUUAGAUAGAGGGUAAAUUCGCCUCUUUAGACACUUUUAAUCUUCGCUUUACCGUGUUUCCUCGUGUUUACCGUGUGGAAUUAACGAGGAACAACACCGGCUGUCAACUACAGUAGAUUAUUUUUGCCCGAAGCGGAUUGCAGCCAUGAUGGCGUCAAGCUACAACGCUAAGGAAGAGGACGGACACAACUCCGGUGCUUCUAAUCACGGAGGCGCAGGGGUUGUGAAAAGUAAAAAGCCGGACAACACGGCGUUCAAACAGCAGAGACUACCAGCCUGGCAGCCAAUCCUGACUGCGGGCACCGUGCUGCCCGCUUUCUUCGUUAUCGGUCUCAUCUUCAUCCCCAUCGGCAUCGGCCUGUUUGUCACUUCAAACAACAUCAGAGAGUUCGAGGUUGAUUACACUGGUGUAGAUAUUAACAAUCCAUGCUACAACUGCGCCAAAAACUUCAGCUGGAACAGCACCACCCCAUGCACCUGCGAGGUGCCCUUCACAUUGAAGCAGCCAUUUGAGAGCAACGUCUUUAUGUACUACGGCUUAUCCAACUUCUAUCAGAACCACAGACGCUAUGUGAAGUCCAGGGAUGACAGCCAGCUGAACGGUGACCGGAAUUCUUUAAUGUCUCCCAGUAAGGAAUGUGAACCGUACCGUACAAGUGAGGGACAGCCCAUUGCUCCGUGUGGGGCCAUAGCUAACAGCCUUUUCAACGACACUCUGGACCUGUAUCACAUCGAUUCCAAUGACACCAGAAAUGUGAUUCCUCUGGUUAAGAAGGGUAUUGCGUGGUGGACAGACAAACAUGUGAAAUUCAGGAACCCCGGUGGAAACAACAACCUUACUGUAUCUUUCCAUGGCACAUCCAAGCCGGUGAACUGGAGGAAGCCGGUGUUUGAGUUGGACCCAUCCGAUCCCGAGAACAACGGCUUCAUCAAUGAGGACUUCAUUGUGUGGAUGCGCACGGCUGCAUUGCCCACAUUUCGCAAGCUCUAUCGAAUCAUCCAGAAGAAGUCCAGCACGACCCCUACUCUACCCAGUGGCAGAUACAUCCUGAAAAUCACUUACAAUUACCCUGUGCUCAGCUUUGAUGGUCGCAAGCGUAUGAUCCUGAGCACCAUCUCCUGGAUGGGAGGGAAGAACCCCUUCCUUGGCAUUGCCUACAUCACCGUGGGCUCCAUCUGCUUCUUCCUGGGUGUAGUUCUGCUCAUCAUCCACCAUAAAUAUGACACCCGCAACAACAGCGCGGACAUUCCAAGCUAAACUAUAAUUAAAUAGCAUUUUCCUGUCUAUGCAUGCAUGGGUGACCCUGAAGGGUCCAUUCUGGAUUGAUUGUUGACUUUAGCCUGAAUACACUGGUCUCUGUAAUUGUUGUUUGUGUAAAGACAGCAUUGUCUUGAGUGUCUCAUCAAAAGCUGUGUUUCUGUGUAAGGGCAAUGAAGGAAAAAGAACGAUGCUGGAGUCUGUGUCUCUGUGCAUAUAGCUUCAAGUCAGCUGCUGAGAAUGUCCAUUUCUUGUCUUUCAAAAAAAUGUAUUUAUCUUCUAUUUAUCUAUACAUUAUCAAAGUAUCUGUUUUAUUUUAGCAGUGCUUUGCGAACGGCUUAAUUAUCGAAGGAUGUAUGUAUUUUUUAUGCAAGUUCUUGUCCAUAGUCUGUACUGUAAUAUGUCCUGCUGAUGAAUGUACCAUUAUAUUUCAUUGACAUACCUCUGUGGUUUUUGAGAUUACCUUGAAUAUAGGAUUGAAAAAGCCUUGCUUGUGUGCCGCUGAUUAUAGUAAGCACUGAUAUUUAACAAGAAGUAUUUUAUCCUUGAAAGAGUCAUAGAAUAAUCAUGACAAGUAGCAACAAAUGUGUGAUUAUUUACCCUCUAUGACUGGUUUUAUAAAGAGACUGAGCCAGUCAUAAGGCAUCUUUUUAAAAUUACAAUCUGAUGCUUAUUAUUGAUAGAAGCAUUAUUCUAUACCACUGUAACUAGUAUCCAUAAUUCUAUGACUCUGGGCAGCGUCUCAGGGUGAUUAGAGCACAAAAUUAAUUUGGUAUUUUUACAGAUUGGCCUGAGUGUUCGAUUACCUUUGCUUUCUUUAAUGUUGACCAAAUGAUAUGCACUUUACAAGUGUCACAUUUGUUAGUCUCCUCCUUUGUUUCACUUCAU